AGAGUCAGGAGGAGGAAAGAGGAGGAAAAGAGCAGAAAUCAUUCCUUAGACUUUCUUUGCUGAAAAGUUUAUUUGCUGUAUUUGAGAACUAUAAAGACCAAGAAAAAUGAAACUUAUCAUUGGAAUAGGAGGUGUGACCAAUGGUGGAAAAACCACCCUGACCAAACGACUUGUGAAGAUUCUACCAAACUGCUGUGUAAUACAUCAAGAUGACUUUUUCAAGCCCCAAGAUCAAAUAGAGGUCGGGGAGGACGGCUUUAAACAGUGGGAUGUUAUCACAGCCCUGGACAUGGAGGCCAUGUUGAACACCGUAAGAGGCUGGAACGAGAACCCGGUGAAGUUUGCUCGGUCUCAUGGUGUGACCCUGUCACCAAUGACAGAAGAGUCUGAUCCUGAGAGAGAGCUCCACAUACUCAUUGUAGAGGGAUUUCUUCUCUAUAAUUACAAACCUCUGAUUGAGUUCUUUGACAAGAGCUACUAUGUUGCCAUUCCAUAUGAGGAGUGUAAAAGAAGGAGAAGCACGAGAACCUACACUGUUCCUGACCCACCUGGUCUGUUUGACGGCCAUGUCUGGCCCAUGUACUUGAAACACAGGAAAGAGAUGGAGAACAACUGCUUAUCUAUUCGAUAUCUGGAUGGCACAAAAUCGAGAGACGAGAUCUAUAACCAGGUUUACAAGGACAUCCAGAACAGCUUGUUAAAUAGUUUAUAGCCUUUACAACCUGCCUGGUGUGCCUGUAUAUAUACCUGUAUAUAGAACAUUAAAUUAAACUGAAUACACUUUGUAAAUAUUAUCACUAGUUUAGAACCAUUGGCAGAUGCCUGGCCUUUUUUUUAUUGCGAUACUAUAUGUUCUGUGGCUUUUAUUUUAUAUUAAAUUAAUACUGGCUGGAAUAUAGACACACUGCUGUAAAGCAUGGAUGGCUAUUAUUUUGUGUUGUACUGUAACAUUAAUAAUGUGCCAUAACUUAAGAUAUUCUCAAUGAAAAGAAGAACAGUGAA
Molecule: messenger RNA, 1002 nt
Organism: Trichomycterus rosablanca
Lineage: Eukaryota; Metazoa; Chordata; Actinopteri; Siluriformes; Trichomycteridae
Gene: nmrk2
Product: nicotinamide riboside kinase 2
Exons: 8
Coding region: 107-712 (201 amino acids)
Cellular component (GO): cytoplasm
Molecular function (GO): ribosylnicotinamide kinase activity
Source: RefSeq, a predicted model, not a curated record